Messenger RNA from Opisthocomus hoazin, 885 nucleotides. Lineage: Eukaryota; Metazoa; Chordata; Aves; Opisthocomiformes; Opisthocomidae. The record is from RefSeq and is a predicted model, not a curated record.
AUGAUCCAGGAACCCCUCCGCCCACAGGACUGCCCUACAAAGAACGACCCUCUCUACGCCAGCUUCCUCACAAAACUGAGGGGCCGUCAGCUCAGCCGGACACAGGAGAGCAUGGACUCUCCCUCUGUCCUGUCCUGGUUCUCUGCCACUUCUCCAUUUCUGGGAAUACCUACAUUGCUGUGUCAACCAUUCCCAAUAGAUAUUCUUUCGGAAAAGCAACGUUCCAAGGAGGAUUUACACGGGAGAAGGGAUGGGGCGGGAGAAGCUUUUCUACGGAAAGUCUACAGCAUUCUUUCCAUUCAAGUUCUUUUGACCACAGUCACAUCUGCAGUUUUUCUGUACUCUACUGGAGUGCAGGCAUUUAUUCAUGAAAGGCCUGCCUUGCUUUUGGUAUCUGGGUUUGGAUCUUUGGCUGUAAUCGUGUCACUGACCAUCUACAGACACCAGCAUCCUGUUAAUCUAUACCUGCUUUUUGGAUUUACCCUACUGGAAGCACUGACAGUUGCCAUUACAGUGAGUUUCUAUGAUGUGUCCAUCGUCUUGCAAGCCUUUAUUCUUACUACUGCUGUAUUUCUUGGACUGACUGCGUAUACCUUGCAGUCAAAGAGAGACUUCAGCAGAUUUGGAGCAGGCCUGUUCGCUUGUUUAUGGAUUUUAAUCUUCUCAGGUUUCUUGAGGCUGUUUUUCUACAGUGAGACAGUAGAGUUGGUGUUUGCUGCUGCUGGAGCUCUUCUGUUCUGUGGAUUUAUUAUUUAUGACACUCAUUUGCUGAUGCACAAAUUAUCCCCUGAAGAGUACAUACUGGCUGCAAUCAAUCUCUACUUGGACAUCAUCAAUCUGUUCUUACACCUCCUGCGUUUACUGGAAGCAUUUAAUAAAAAGUAG